Helicoverpa zea (corn earworm) is the source of this 3817-nucleotide messenger RNA. RefSeq names its product ubiquitin-like modifier-activating enzyme 1 (gene Uba1). Gene Ontology annotation, biological process: protein sumoylation. Gene Ontology annotation, molecular function: SUMO activating enzyme activity. Gene Ontology annotation, cellular component: cytoplasm; SUMO activating enzyme complex. The transcript is spliced from 8 exons. Bases 317 to 3439 code for a protein of 1040 amino acids. NCBI's taxonomy places the organism in Eukaryota, Metazoa, Arthropoda, Insecta, Lepidoptera, Noctuidae. The record is from RefSeq and is a predicted model, not a curated record.
AGAGAACUUUUAAGUUCCAUAUUAUAACUUGCCGCUCAGAGAUAGUCCGGUUCUAAAUUAGUAAACUUGAAAGAUAAAUUAUCAGUGACGAAUUAAGUUCAUUAGAAUCUCUAUUUUUAUCGAACUAUCAGAAAAAUAACCAAACAAAAUAUCAUUUCCGCAGGUCAUUUUCCACGUAUUUCGCAACUAACUUCAAGACAGUGAGUAAGCGGGCCUUGACGAAGCGCGAAUGUCGCUUUCUAUUAUUUGAAGAUUAUUUCUUCUGAAUUUAAAAAGCAAAGCAAAAUUCUGGCAAAAUUGUGCGCGUUCGUGCCCGAUGUCUAGUGCUGAAGUCGCCGAUAAUUCCGUUGACCCCCCGGCGAAAAAGCGGAAACUAAAUACAGGAGAAUCACGUUCCAACAACUCGGCAAUGGCGAACAAUGGGACGCGCGUGGAAGAUGAGAUUGACGAGAGUUUGUACUCGCGGCAGCUAUAUGUGCUGGGCCACGAUGCCAUGCGGCGGAUGGCCAGCUCGGAUGUGCUUAUUUCGGGACUCGGGGGUCUCGGAUUAGAGGUAGCGAAAAACGUGAUCCUCGGCGGAGUGAAGUCGGUAACUCUUCAUGACGAGCGGAUAUGCACGAUUGCUGAUUUGUCGUCGCAAUUUUAUCUGUCCGAAAAGUCAAUCGGGCAGAACAGGGCUCUGGCGUCAUGCGAACAGCUGGCGGAGCUGAACCAUUAUGUGCCUACUACUGCUUACACGGGCCCCCUCACUGAAGAGUUCCUGCGUAAGUUCCGCGUGGUGGUGCUCACUGGUGCUUCGUGGGUGGAGCAGGAGCGUGUAGCAGCCAUUACUCACGCCAACGACAUAGCUCUUAUUAUAGCAGACACUCGAGGCCUGUUCUCCAGGGUGUUCUGUGACUUUGGACCUGAGUUCACAGUGGUUGAUGUGACCGGGGAGAACCCGGUGUCAGCCAUGAUCGCUGACAUCACACAUGAGUAUGAAGCAGUGGUCACCUGUCUUGAUGACACCCGUCACGGCUUAGAAGAUGGUGACUAUGUCACUUUUAGUGAGGUCCAAGGCAUGACUGAACUGAACGGCUGUGAGCCACGUAAGAUUAAAGUACUUGGCCCCUACACCUUCAGCAUUGGUGACACAACCAACUGCUCCAAAUAUGUCCGAGGUGGUAUCGUCACACAAGUGAAAAUGCCCAAGAAAAUCCACUUCAAGCCUCUGAAGGAAUCUUUUGCCAACCCUGAGUUCCUGAUUGCCGAUUUUGGCAAGUUCGACUACCCUCAACAGUUGCAUGUUGCGUUUGCUGCCCUCUACAAGUUUGAGGAGGCUGAAGGUCGUCUGCCAAAGCCGUGGAGUGAUACCGACGUGUCCAAGUUCAUGGACUACGUUGAGAACAUUGAUGUCUUCAAGAAUGGAGAUAUGGAACUCAACUCUGAGCUGCUUAAUACCUUCUGCAAGGUGGCUGCGGGUGACCUGAACCCCAUGAACGCUGCUAUCGGUGGUGUUGUAGCCCAAGAAGUAAUGAAGGCCUGCUCCGGCAAGUUCCACCCCAUUAUGCAGUGGCUCUACCUGGAUGCCGUUGAGUGCUUACCCAAGGACACUUCUCUUCUCAAUGAAGAGAACUGCAAGCCUGUUGGGUCAAGAUAUGAUGGCCAGGUGGCUGUGUUCGGCAAACACUUCCAGAAGAAGCUGGGUGACCUCAAGUAUUUCAUUGUUGGCGCUGGCGCCAUCGGCUGCGAGCUGCUGAAGAACUUCGCAAUGAUCGGCGUGGGCGCAGGCGGCGGUCAGAUCACCGUCACCGACAUGGAUCUCAUUGAGAAGUCCAAUCUCAACCGCCAGUUCCUCUUCAGACCUUAUGAUGUCCAGAAGCCCAAGUCCAGCACUGCUGCUAGGGUGAUCAAGCGCAUGAACCCCGACAUUAACGUGGUAGCCCAAGAGAAUCGCGUGUGCCCCGAGACUGAAUCUGUCUACGAUGAUGCGUUCUUCGAAGCCCUGGACGGCGUGGCCAACGCACUGGACAACGUGGACGCUCGCAUUUAUAUGGACAGGCGCUGCGUGUAUUACAGGAAGCCGCUGCUGGAAAGCGGUACUCUUGGUACUAAGGGUAAUACACAGGUUGUAGUCCCAUUCCUGACAGAAUCCUACAGCUCCUCCCAAGAUCCCCCAGAAAAGAGCAUCCCAAUCUGCACCCUGAAGAACUUCCCGAAUGCCAUCGAGCACACCCUGCAGUGGGCUCGUGAUGAGUUCGAGGGUCUGUUCCGUCAGGCUGCGGAGCAUGCUGCCCAGUAUCUGAGAGAUCCAUACUUCUUGGAUAGGACCCUGAAACUGCCUGGUAGCCAACCCCUUGAUGCUAUUGAGAGUGUUAGGAACGCGAUCCACGAGCGCCCUCUGACCUUCGACGACUGCAUCACCUGGGCUCGCUUGCACUGGGAGGCUCAGUACUCCAACCAGAUCAAACAGCUCCUGUACAACUUCCCGCCCGACCAGCAGACCACUAGCGGAGCCCCGUUCUGGUCCGGUCCCAAGCGCUGCCCCUCGCCCCUAACCUUCGACCCCUCGGAUGAACUGCAUCUUGACUAUGUGGUGGCUGCCGCUAACUUGAGGGCUCAUGUGUACGGUAUGGCGCCUUGCGUUGAUAGGGAGAGAAUUGCAAAGGUUGCUGCUAGUAUUCAGGUGCCAGAUUUCAGCCCUAAAUCCGGUGUCAAGAUCGCAGUGACAGACGCUCAACUGCAGCAGAACAACGACGACAUGGACCACGACCGAGUGAAGAACAUCAUCGCAGAACUGCCCUCGCCCGCCAAACUCGGCAGCCUCAAGAUCACGCCCCUCGAGUUCGAGAAGGACGAUGACACUAACUUCCACAUGGACUUCAUCGUAGCCGCCUCCAACCUCCGCGCAGCUAACUACAAGAUCCCGCCCGCCGACCGACAUCGCUCCAAACUCAUCGCCGGCAAGAUCAUCCCGGCCAUCGCCACCACCACCUCCGUCGUCGCCGGCCUCGUCUGCCUCGAGCUCUACAAACUCGCCCAAGGCUUCAACACCCUCGACGUAUUCAAAAACGGAUUCGUCAAUCUAGCUCUUCCUUUCUUCGGAUUCUCAGAACCCAUAGCUGCCCCAACAAAUUCGUAUUACGAAAAGAAAUGGACCCUCUGGGACCGCUUCGAAGUGAAGGGCGAGAUCACUCUCCAACAGUUCCUAGAUUACUUCAAGAACGAGCACAAGCUGGAGAUUACGAUGUUGUCGCAAGGAGUGUGCAUGCUGUACUCGUUCUUCAUGCCGGCCGCCAAGUGCCAGGAGCGGCUGAACCUGCCCAUGUCGGAGGUGGUGACGAAGGUAUCGAAGAAGAAGCUGGAGCCGCACGUGAAGGCGCUGGUGUUCGAGCUGUGCUGCAACAACGCGGACGGCGACGACGUGGAGGUGCCCUACGUGAAGUACACGCUGCCCUAGGCGGGCCGCCCUCGCGCUGCACAGGAGAACGUCUACAGCAUAAUAGUUACCACUUGGGAGAUGGUUCGUUCACAUCGGGAGCCGCAGCCGCUCGCGAGUGGGCCGUGUCGGACGAUAAACGAGAUGUACAGAUAGUGUUUACAUGUGUGACGUUUUAUUUUGUGCUUCAGAACACGCUUUUGUCUACUUAUUGAUUCAUAUAUUUAUAGUAGUUUAUAAUUGAUUGAUUGCUCACGUCUCAUCAAACGCGCUAGCAUUUAUUCUUUUUUAUUCGUCUCGUGAUACCACAAUAGUUUUUACACCAAAUUUAUUGGAUAUUUUUAAAGUUGAAAUCAGAUGGGUCUGUAUAUGGAAAGAAAUAAAUAAAAUUUGAGCAUU